Molecule: messenger RNA, 1681 nt
Organism: Uloborus diversus
Lineage: Eukaryota; Metazoa; Arthropoda; Arachnida; Araneae; Uloboridae
Product: A disintegrin and metalloproteinase with thrombospondin motifs adt-1-like
Exons: 13
Coding region: 47-1672 (541 amino acids)
Biological process (GO): proteolysis
Molecular function (GO): metalloendopeptidase activity
Source: RefSeq, a predicted model, not a curated record
UUCUGUUUUGGAAUGGAUUUAUCGUAGCUCUCUUCAGAUAACCAGGAUGAGAUGGAUGCUGGCCGCAAUAUUAUUGUGGAUUUUUCAGGACCAUUGUCAGUGUUACCCAUCAAUGCAGUUCCCAAUAUUUGAAAGCGAUGAUCAAGAAUAUGAUGCACAAGAAAUCGUCUACCCAAAGCUCAUCACACCUGUAUCUUUGCACGAAACCAUUCUGAAAUCGAACGAAACCCCAGUGGCUGUAAUAAAAACGUUGAAGCAUACUUUCUAUAUCAAGCUGCAACCCAACUCAGACCUUUUGCGGCAGAAUACAGCAUCCAGGAACAGUUCAACCAAUGGGUCAUGUCAUUAUUAUGGAACUGUCUUGUCCCACCAUCAAGGUCGCGCUGCUUUAUCAAUGUGUGGAAGUGGACUCAAAAUGAGUGGAGUCAUCAUGUUGGAGAACGACACAUACGUCGUUCGCCCGCUGGAAGGUGACAAGAGCACAUUUCCUGGGAGCCAUGCGAACAGUACUUAUGCGGAUAAUGCUCAUGUUCUUAGAAAAAUGGAAACCCCUACAGCCUCUCAUUGUGGAGUGAAUCAUGAAAAUGUUCUCAAUCAUGGAGACGAAAAUUACCUCAGCAAGAAGGAAAUGCGAUUUCGCAGAUCAGAAACUUCCGCCCGAAAAACAAUCGAAAUAGCAGUCUUUGUGGACAACAAACUGUACGAUAAGUUCAUCGAAGAGAGGAAGCAACCAGUGUCUCAAUUAAAAGACACCGUGUUGGCUAUACUCAACGAAGUUGAGCUCAUUUACAAUUAUCAGUCACUCAAGACUAAAUUCAAACUAGUAGUUGUCAAGCUGGAAAUUCUUGCUUUCAGCAAAGACACUCCAGAUCCUGCAGAUGGGAAUAUUGACGUGUAUCUGGACAACUUUUGUUUGUGGCAGUCGACAAAGAAUCCCCCAGAAUCCUCCUCUCAGCAUUGGGACCACGCUAUAAUGAUGACAGGAUAUGAUCUUCAUAAAGUGAUACAUGGCAAUGAAAAAAAUCCAAAAGUUUUAGGACUUGCUUGGGUGAGUGGAAUGUGCAGACCAAAGCACAGCUGCACGCUGAACGAAGGAUCGAGCUUCGAAGCUGCUUUUGUAAUAGCCCAUGAAAUGGGUCACAGUUUAGGCAUGAUGCACGACGGCAGGGGGAAUAACUGUGACCCAUCGGCAUUUCUCAUGGCAGAGAAGACAGGACCGGGCAGGACCACGUGGUCUUCUUGCAGCAACGACUAUCUGGAUAAAUUCUUCGAGCGGGGCCGUGGACAUUGUCUGGAAGAAGACAACUCCUUUGCCCUCCCAGAUGCGGAUGAAAAAUUUACAGAAAAAUUGCCAGGACAAAGGUUUAACCUGGAGUACCAAUGCAAACUAUCAUUGGGCGAAGAAUUCAAACCUCAUAUAGUUCCUAAGGCUCCCUUCAACAAUGUCUGCAGGGAGCUGUGGUGUGUAUCUGGUCUUUGGGCGUCUGUUGCUCAUCCUGCUUUGGAAGGAAGCACUUGUGGACAAGGAAAGCAAUGCAUUCAAGGAGCCUGUACUGUUGUAGCAAAAUCGGCAGCCCUCGCAUCGAAUAAAGAAGUUGUGGACGACAUGAAAAGUGCCGUUGCGGAAUUUCUGGAGAAGCUCUCAAAAAGUUUCCAUCUUCUUCUCAGUUAAACAUCCCAU